Molecule: messenger RNA, 1720 nt
Organism: Durio zibethinus
Lineage: Eukaryota; Viridiplantae; Streptophyta; Magnoliopsida; Malvales; Malvaceae
Source: RefSeq, a predicted model, not a curated record
UCUUAAAUUUUCUAAUAUGAUGACUUUGACUAUGAUUACAUAAGCUACACUGGGCUGUGGGCAUCUUCACACCUGAAUUAUCACUUUAGGUAUGUAUGUAAAUUGUGUGAUUUCACCAGAGAGAUGUGUUCAGAAUCUUCAGAAACAAUAGUUCCUUCCUCUCAUCUACUAGUUUGUCUCCCUACCUAACCUCGUAAGCUUAAAGCAGAUACCCCAUGAGUUUCUUCUUUCUUGAUUUUUUUUUCUUAUAAUUUCCUUGUGGUGAACUACCAAUUGCUCUGGGAACAAAGUAGCCCUCAAUUAUUAAGGAUCCAAAGUAUGUCCAACGCACCUUACAUAAAUGACAUAACAUUCAGAAAUCCAUUUUUAAGUUACGCAUGAAAGUUUGUUGUGAGCCUGUGACCUUUGAACGUACACGUGUAACUUUAAAACCCCAUAAAAUUUUUUUGAAAGUCCCAAGGCUUCAAUCUACUACACCACGUGUGAUUAUCGACCCAUCAACACCAAUAACUGGGAGAAUUUUCCUUCCUGAUAUCCCAGGAUCCUGCACCCUGCUUCCAGUUCCUGUUUAUUUUCAUGGUGGUGAGUUUUGCAUUGGCUCAACCACAUGGCUUGGCUACCAUCAUUUCCUUGGAGAUUUCUCUGUUGAGUCACAAUCCAUUGUCCUUCCCAUCGACUACCCUUUGGCACCAGAACACUGCCUCCCAAUAGCUUAUGAUGAUUGUUAUAGCUCCCUGGAAUGGCUAUGUAGCCAAGCUACUAGUGAACCAUGGUUCAAUCAAGCUGUUCUUUCCCAUGUGUUUCUCUGUGGAGACAGUGCUGGAGGGAAUAUUGUGCAUCUGGUUGUUAUUAAAGCAAUGAGGAACAACACUUUAAAUGUUAAGAUCAAAGGAUUAGUGUUGAUACAUCCUUUUUUUGGCAGUGAAGAAAAGACUGAGAAGGAGCAUGAUGGUGCAGCUGGCUAUGUGGCAAUGAAUGACAUGCUUUGGAGACUAAGUAUACCUUAUUGGCCAAAUCGUGAUUAAUUUUGAUGUAACUUUGAGAAACAAGAGGUGUAUGAAGCUGAAUGGAGAGAGUUUCCCGUAGUGGUGGUCUAUGUGGCUGGCUUGGAAUUCUUGAAGGAAAGGGGAGUGAUGCAACUCAUUUGCUCCGACGACAGAUGAGCUAGUUCAUGGAGGACAAUUAACCUCUAGGCUCGCUGGUGCCUAUUGCAGGCAGAUUAAUGCUGGUAGCUUCUGAAUAGAUCAAACUGAAGCAUAAGUAUUCCACUAUGUAUGGAAUUCAGUGACGUCAUUAUAGAAUGAUGAUGCUCAUAAAAGGAGACAGCCUUGCCUACAUCAAAGCUUAAUAAAUGGUCAUGACUCAUGAGAAGGGUUGAGCAAACAUCAAAUUCUGCAAAUAUUGAACUUAGUCAAUUUAACGUUUGGUGGUUCAUAUACAGCUCGCCGGGUCCCAUGACAUGACUUUCUAAGUAUAUACAUGAAAACAUCUCAAUCUAAACCUCUGAGGGUAGUCUAGGGCCUCUGCUAACUUUUGAAUUUGGCAUUCAUUUUCAAGCUUCAGCAUGAUCAAGGCAAUCCUACUCAUCAUCAGUGCUCACAAAACCCCCAAUGAAGCCAGCAGCAUUGCAAUUUCUGCACAACAUCUCUUUUUUCCCCCUGCCAAAAAACAUACACUAGGAAGUGAUUUAAGGAUGCCAAAAGCUCAAUAUGGAAAGGUG